Messenger RNA from Cylindrotheca closterium, 585 nucleotides. Lineage: Eukaryota; Bacillariophyta; Bacillariophyceae; Bacillariales; Bacillariaceae. The record is from the annotation of a GenBank genome assembly.
AUGAGGAGAAAACGAACAAGUGACAGUGAUGACUCUUUGAGCAAUAACUCAUCUUCCAAUAGUUCUGCAUCACAAUCAGGAAAGAAUAGUCAGAAUUCGAACCCAGGAGAUUCAUCAGUUUCGAAGGAUCAUCAGCAGUCUGACCCACAUGACCUCAUAGAGCGGUUUGUGAUGAACCAGAAGGCCCGAUUUCCUCAUGCAAUUGCUGAAAUAAAGCAAGGAAAGAAACGAACGCACUGGCUUUGGUUCAUACUGCCAACGCCACCCUAUAUUGUCGAUGGCAAAGAACGUGGAUCUGAAAUGAAUCGCUACUUUGCACUUCGAGGGGAUGCCCCACAAGCCUAUUUGAAGGUUGACGCUCUACGGUAUAAUUAUCUAGAAAUCUGUCGAGCUAUGGAAUGUCAACUGAAAUUUGGAAACACUUUCAGGAAUAUGUUUGGCCCAUAUGAUUGCCCAAAGGUGAUCAGUAGUUUGAAUAUGUUCAAUGAGACGGCGCUACAAAUGAAAGAUGAUGAACUAGCUACUGUCUGUAGUAGCUUGCUGUCAAUGGACAAGAAGAAGAAUCCAAACUCGACAAAGCGAUAG